AUGCCAAACACAGAUUUCAUGGCGGUGGCAAAACUAAGAAUUACUACUUUGCGAGCCAAUUCUACUCUCUUAGAAAGUGUGUUGGAAAUGCCGAAGAAACCUGCUAAAAGUUUGAAGGCACGGUUUCAAGGAAAAAUGCAUGAUGAUGAACCAGACAGUCGGGAAAAUACCUUAAUUAAAGAUGGAGAAAUAAUAAACAAAACCGAGCAUAAUCCAUUUCCCAAUGCUUUCGUGUUUUAUCAACAAGAAGCCGUCUUAUCAGAGUCUGUUGCAUUCAGAAUUCUGAAACAUGUUGGUGUCAAGUCCACUAAUAAUUAUCAUGCCAUUACGAUCGUUUCAGUCCCUCAAGACGCAGCUCAACAUGGUUAA
Molecule: messenger RNA, 369 nt
Organism: Brugia pahangi
Lineage: Eukaryota; Metazoa; Nematoda; Chromadorea; Rhabditida; Onchocercidae
Source: the annotation of a GenBank genome assembly